AUGAAUUUGACAAGUGUGUUGUGCGAAAGCGAAAGAGAAUUUUAAUUUUGUUAGUGUAAGAAAUUACAGGAAGCAAAAACAAGGGAAUUGGUUUACUUCAUUGUUGAAAGUUUAAUAUUAUCUGUGAAUAUUUCACUAUCAAGAUGACAUCAGGACCAUACAACUACUCUUAUAUCUUUAAAUAUAUCAUCAUUGGUGAUAUGGGGGUGGGCAAGUCAUGUCUCCUACACCAGUUCACAGAAAAAAAAUUCAUGGCUGAUUGCCCUCAUACAAUUGGUGUUGAGUUUGGGACUCGUAUCAUUGAAGUUGCAGGGCAAAAGAUCAAACUACAAAUUUGGGAUACCGCUGGACAAGAAAGGUUCAGAGCUGUAACUCGUUCUUAUUACAGAGGUGCAGCUGGGGCACUCAUGGUAUAUGACAUCACAAGGAGAUCCACUUACAACCACCUCAGCAGCUGGUUGACUGACACCCGUAAUUUGACCAAUCCCAGCACUGUGAUAUUCCUGAUUGGCAAUAAGUCAGACCUGGAUGGCCAAAGAGAUGUAACAUAUGAAGAAGCUAAGCAGUUUGCUGAUGAGAAUGGUUUAAUGUUUGUUGAAGCUAGCGCUAAAACAGGCCAAAAUGUAGAAGAAGCUUUUCUGGAAACAGCUAAAAAAAUAUAUCAAAGUAUUCAAGAUGGACGGUUGGAUUUGAAUGCUGCCGAGUCUGGGGUGCAGCACAAACCAGCGUCGCCAGGCCGUCCGCUGUCCGCGCCGCCUGCCUCGCGCGAUAACUGCGCCUGCUAACCAGCCUGUAACCAGGCCCACCAAGCAUACAGCCAGGAGAUGACGGGUCUCCACCACUAUCCUCACUUCUCUCAACAGAGAAUGAUCGAGAUGCUUAGCGUUACAGCUGAAUGCCAUUCAAACUAAUGUACGGCUAUCAUGAUUACGAUCCGUCAGAACAAAAUACCUGGCAAUGUGCAACUAAAUUUAAUUUUGUUUGGGGAAAUCAUACUUAAUCAUUAAGAAUCGUUAUGUUAGAAAUAAAUCACAAUUAUCAUGAAUCCCAUUAUGUUUGACGUAUUUUGUAUAAGUACAUUCCACAAGAAAAAGUAAAUGGUUUUGCGGUGAUGAUAAUGUAUAGAUAAUAAUUAAUAGUUUGGUCAUUCAAUAUCAGCUAAGGUUUUCACUGACUGUUUGUUUUGGAACUUUCUACCAAAGAAAGUUUUACAGGAAAAAUAAAUCCUAAUUGCACUCUCAUGAAAUUAUGGCUAAGAAGUAUUUUGAUUUGACAUUUAUUUCUAAGAUUAAUUUGUAUGAGAUUAAAUAGAGUAUGAUUAAACAUGUUGUCAUACUUUACCCUUCAUGUCUAACCAACUCUACAAAAUUCAAGGAAAUGUAUAUAAUAUGUAUUGAAAAUUUACACUAUUUGACCAUUUGUUUACUGUCAUAAAAGCUUAUAUUUAGAGAUUUCACAAAUGAAAACAUUAUAUAAAGCAGCAAUUCUCUUUUACUAAGUGUAAGUAAUUUUACGUCUGAUCUAAGUUCAAUACCAUACAAUAGAUCAGGCAAGGUAUAAUUUAAACAAUUAAAAGCAAAGAGUAUUAAUAAUAUGUAGGUUUUAUUGAGUACAUAAAGUAAAUAUUUUAUAAAAAAACCUCAGUACAUUGUAUAAUGAUCAAUGUAAUAACAAGUCUUUGUGAUCUAAAUUACAUUAAUAAACAAGAACAGCCAUAAAUUAAUAAUAGAGUUGACCAUCCGACCUGAUUAAGGGGUAUAGAUAAAUAUACAUAUUUAUUUUAUAAGAAUAAUUAUUUGUAAAUUCAUAUCUCUAAAAACUUUAUGUAGUAAAAUAUCGUAUUUUAUAUUGUAUAACGUGUUAAUAAACGAUUGUACAGUGUAUGCUA
Pectinophora gossypiella (pink bollworm) is the source of this 1888-nucleotide messenger RNA. It is a transcript of the gene Rab14, whose product is annotated as ras-related protein Rab-14. Gene Ontology annotation, cellular component: trans-Golgi network; Golgi apparatus; recycling endosome. The transcript is spliced from 5 exons. The record is from RefSeq and is a predicted model, not a curated record. Gene Ontology annotation, molecular function: GTPase activity; GTP binding. Lineage: Eukaryota; Metazoa; Arthropoda; Insecta; Lepidoptera; Gelechiidae. Gene Ontology annotation, biological process: phagosome maturation; defense response to bacterium; Golgi to endosome transport. The coding region runs from base 144 to 785 and encodes 213 amino acids.